AUGUCGAAUAAUAUGACGUCUAUUUCAUCAUCUACAUUGCUUACUGCCAUUUUCAGUACUAUAAAUUCAACAACAGUACUAACAUCAACUAUUUCAACACAUAAAAAUACAUUUUAUGAAAACUGUUUACAAAAAUAUUCUCUAUCAACAUGUCGAUUAGCUGAAUUUGUUCGUGUAUUAGCUUAUCUUUUUUUGGCUGUAUCAUUUCUUCCACAAAUAAUUCAUUUAUUUAAUCAUGGUUCAAGGUAUAUUGCUGGUAUUAGUUAUAUGUGGAUAAUAAUACGUGUACUUGGUUUAGCUUCAUUAAUGGUUGCACAUGCAUUCAAUUGGUCAUUUGUAUUUGAAUUAAUUGCUAUUAUUUCAACAAUAGCUAUAUUUAUACAAAUUUUUAUAUAUGCUGAUAAUCUUCAUCGGCAACAAAAAAUUAUAUUAAUAGGUAGUGGUUUACUUACAUGGAUUAUUGGUGGUGGUAUUAUAUUAUUAUUAAGAAAAUAUGAGAAUCUUUUAAUUGUAACUGGUUAUUUAUUACUUUCAGUACAUAUGUUACCUCAAAUUUUACUUAAUUCAUUAUUACGAACAGCAAAAUCUUUAUCAAAAUUUUCUAUAUUAUUUCUAGCAAUGAUUACAUCUUAUUAUGCUUUUUCAUUUUUCUUAUUUAUGUAUCUUCAAAGUAUAGUUUAUUCUGAUUCACAUAUUCAUUUAAUAUCUCGUUCGGCACAUACUGUUCUUACACCAGGUGUUGAUAUAUUUACUGGACUUGAUGCUAAUGGUGCACGUAGUACGGGACAAGAACCACAAAUGUUUUCAAUUGAUGAUUUAGAACCAACUGAUGGUACUGAUGUUGUUUAUCAACCGGUUACAUCAAAUAAACCAUCACAACCAAUUGCUGAACAAACUCCAAUGAAGCGUGCUGUUUGGUAUGCAACAUUAGCAUCAAUUGCUGGUAUUGAAAUAGUUUUAACAAUAAUGCUUGUUUUGAGAGCUUGGACACCAUGGAUUAUACUUGUACCUGUUUCUAUUCCUGCUUUACUCGGUAUAUUCUUUUUAUUACGUACAAAAUUAAAUGUUUUACAAACCGAACAAUUGAGAAGAAUUCUGUAA
Molecule: messenger RNA, 1101 nt
Organism: Rotaria sordida
Lineage: Eukaryota; Metazoa; Rotifera; Eurotatoria; Philodinida; Philodinidae
Source: the annotation of a GenBank genome assembly